Messenger RNA from Mycosarcoma maydis (corn smut), 1146 nucleotides. RefSeq lists its product as uncharacterized. The record is from RefSeq and is a predicted model, not a curated record. NCBI's taxonomy places the organism in Eukaryota, Fungi, Basidiomycota, Ustilaginomycetes, Ustilaginales. The coding region runs from base 1 to 1146 and encodes 381 amino acids. The transcript has 2 exons.
AUGAGCUUCUUCCAAGAAUCCGCACGAUCUUGGACGCACAACAAGCCGAUCGAAACCCUAACGCAUCUGCUCGAAUCAGCUUUGUUCCGCAGUCCAGAACCUCAACCUGUAUCUGCAUGGAAGAUGAUCAUCGAUCCUCCGAUGCCUUACUGGGUCACGAUCUUCUCGCAAACUUGUCGUCUCAUCUCGCUCCUCAUCCUGCUUCCUAUCUUUCUGAUCGGCGUGCUCGACUUUGCCGGAUACGCCGUGUUCCGAACGCUUGGCUUGCAUCGAAGAAGAGUUCGCAUUCAACGACAAUCCAACGCCGACGUCAAGAUUCCCGUUGGCCGAUCCAACUCUCGACGUAAACCACGCGUCUACCAGAACGACCGACAUCGACCCACGGAUCGCAGCAACAUUCCUAGCAUCGUCAAAGCCCCGCUGCUCUCCCCCGGCACAUACGAUGCCGAAACGCUGCUCCGACAGCGUGCACGCAGUCUGAGCAUCGCUUCUGCCGAGCAAGAGGCAGCGUGGGUCGCCAGUGGAGGCCAAGAAGCGAGACUCAGCACGCUCAGUAAGGAUGCAGCGGGCGCGCUUGCACCUACCUCUCCGACGCAGAGUGAUGCUGGAGAUGGAGAUGCUACCGAGGAUGGCGGUUACUUCGGUCGUGCACCCAGAGUUGGUGUCGAUGGAGCACUGGGCUUGGCCGAUACAGAUGUCGACGAGAGCGGCACCGAAAGCGGACGUGAUAGUCCCGUGCAAUUCAGAGGAUCAAACCGGAGAAGGGGACUGUCGGGUGGCUUGAGCUUCACACCGGUCAGCCCGGAUAAGCCUUUGACGCCUUUGGCAAGCAACGACGAACCCCUCAUUGCCGCCGCAGCGACGCAUCCAGAGUCCACACCGACUCAACAUAGAGAUUCGUACGACGCCAGCGUCGUAAGUCUCUCGAGCGAUUCACCUACAUCCUCAUCCAGCGGCGAUCGGUUUCUGACCCGACCGGAUAGCCACAGACAGGGCAAUCGAAGCGACGCCGAGAGCUCAAAUAUGAGCUCAUCCUGGAUCGGUGUCGAGGCGGAUGAGAAGGACGCCGACGUCCAUCCUUCCAAGGUCGAUGCGCAGCAAGCGGCAGCUGCACUUGGGUUCGAGUCGCAUUCCAAGGCUUGGUAA